Molecule: messenger RNA, 684 nt
Organism: Pestalotiopsis fici W106-1
Lineage: Eukaryota; Fungi; Ascomycota; Sordariomycetes; Amphisphaeriales; Sporocadaceae
Exons: 1
Coding region: 1-684 (227 amino acids)
Source: RefSeq, a predicted model, not a curated record
AUGUCACUUUCAGCGCCCACGCCACCCCUUCUUCUGACCAAGCGUCUGACCUCAUUUCUCCACUCGAACCUCUCGCCGCAGAUACAUACCGCCCUGCUGAGUACACUGUCUGGCAAGCUGCUCGCCCACGCCUCGACCAACCCCGUCAGCACCCUGCGCACGCAGAGCACCGUUGCCGCCUCUAUAUGGGGCAUCUACUCCUCGGGCGAGGCCGUCAGCGAUGCCCUGCCGCAAGGAUCGCAAGAAUCACGAAGCGAGGCCAAGUCAGCCGCCGUCACAAUACAGCUGAGCGCUGGGGUUCUGGUCGUCAGGAAGCUGAAGUGUGGUCUGCUCUUUGUCUGCAUAGGGCCGUCCCAGAGCGGUGCUGGUGCGCAGGCAGAACCUCACUCGUCCCAACUGGCCGGUUCGUCACAGCACCAGCAAAGUCUUGCAGUUCCGAGCUCGCAACAACUGCAAACGGCAGGCACAGCGGAGUCACACUCGAGCCCACCACUGGGCAGCCCGAGUGAAGUUGCGAGCGUGGUCAGCGCUGCGCCUACCACGAACAGUCUUGCAACCGCGGGCAGCGUGAGAUCUAGCGCCGUGGUGCAAAUGAGACGACAUGCCGAGGAGCUCGCAAGGUGGCUGGAUGAUAAGUUGGGGACCUUGGGCAUUCCUGACGACGGCAGUGGAGAAGCGCGUUAA